AUGAGGAGGAGGAAGAAGAUGUGUACAGUACAGUACAGUAGCCCGGAGAUGCAGCGGAGGAGCUAUACAAGGUACCAUGAAUUCGAGAAGAUCGAUUUCGAUCUCAAGCUGGAAGCCUUUGAAGGAGACAAUAAUGGUGGAGAAGAAUCUAGGAUGAGCAUUUGCAUUCCCCCUAAGAACGCUCUCUUGCUCAUGAUGAGGUGUAGAUCUGACCCUGUGAAAACGGCUGCUCUCGGCAACAAGUUCUGGAACCCUCCGGAUGUCAUGAAAGAUCCCGACGAAACAGUAGACAACGAAGACGACAACGGCAAAGUAGACAUUGGAGUAAAAGUCGCAGUAAAUCACCAGGAAGCGGAAGUAGAAGAAGGUGGCUUCGUAAAUGCAGUUGCAGAAGCUGUUGAAAUGGAUGAAGGAAUAGUUGAGAGUGAUGAGCAGGGAACUGACGAAGAAGCCAUGGCGGAAGGGCCACACCGAGCCCAGGAAGAAUCGGCAACUGACGAACAAGUUUCACCUCAAGAACAAGACGACAGAGCAGUUGCAGACGGCCAAGAGACUCCGGUGCCAAGGCAGGAGGAGGAAUUAGCGACAAUGUCAACCGCGGAUGAAGGAAUUCCAAUCAAUGACUCUACUGAUGAAGAGAUAUCUGAUCUGGAGAAGCUGUCGGUCGAAGAUAAUAGUGAAGAAGUUCAGGUCAAUGUAGCCGGUGUUGAGGAAACAAUAACGGCCGAAGAUCCCGAUUCCGAGUCACCAGUGCUGGAAGAAUCUGCUCAAGAGCCAGAACCAGCGGGGCAAGGGGCAGAGCGUCCAGACCCGAGGACCCGGAGAUGGAAGCCGAAGCUGUCAAUGGAGGUUUCCAAGGAGACGUGGGUGUGCAGUACGGACUUCAUCCAAUGCCUGCCGGAGCCUUCAAGGCGGGUCGCCGUCAAGAAAAUCAACGGCGGAGAUGUGACAAUCAGCGUUGACGCGAUUCUAGAGCCGGUCAACGAAGCGGAAGUGUGUAAAACCGGCUCACAACAGCUCCAUCAGCCGCCGAGGUCAUCUUGCUCCUAUCUGGCGGCUCAGCCGCUGGCGUGGCGGCCCGACGCGGAGUCUAUAGGGUCGGGGUUGGAGAUUAAGCUGAAGAAGAGGUACAACGAGCUGCCUCUGAUGCUGACGCGGUGUAAGUCGGAGCCGAGGAAGGCGGCGACUAAGCUGGCUCCGACGGAGGCUUGUUGUUGGAAGAACAUGAAGUUGGAGCCGCACCGGUCCUAUAGACGGAGAGGCGGCUGGCCGAUGUUCGAGCGAGUAGACCGCCGAGGCAUGGGGAGAGGUGGAGGCCCUGUUGACGGAGAACUAUCUGGCGAAGAAUUAGAAGUCCCGCUGUUAGAGAAGGACCCGCUGGACAUGGUACCUCCUGGCUCAAAUGUGCCAUUUUCGGCAAAAGAUGAGGAAGUUGCAUUGCUGGACGAGACUUGCGUAAAGGAAGGCGCCGAAGGUGUACCAGGAGGUGUAUGUUGA
Messenger RNA from Linum tenue, 1497 nucleotides. Lineage: Eukaryota; Viridiplantae; Streptophyta; Magnoliopsida; Malpighiales; Linaceae. The record is from the annotation of a GenBank genome assembly.